Molecule: messenger RNA, 913 nt
Organism: Cydia amplana
Lineage: Eukaryota; Metazoa; Arthropoda; Insecta; Lepidoptera; Tortricidae
Product: serine/threonine-protein kinase Nek8-like
Exons: 6
Coding region: 21-899 (292 amino acids)
Biological process (GO): protein phosphorylation
Molecular function (GO): protein kinase activity; ATP binding
Source: RefSeq, a predicted model, not a curated record
UUUUUUAGGUAUUAAUUGCAAUGGAUACUGUAGCAAGGUAUAAAAAGCAUAACUUACAUAUUUUAAAAACCAUCGGCAAGGGCACUUAUGGAAAUGUGUUUUUAUGCGAAAGGCGUGAUAUUCAUUUAGUGACAAUAGUGAAAGAUAUACAAUUGGACAUAAAGAUACAAGACCACAAGAAAGACAUUGAAAAUGAAGUGGAUAUUUUAUCAGCGAUGAACCAUCCCAAUAUAAUUAAAUUCUAUGAUUGCUAUUACACUGACCGUCAUGUAAUGAUAUCUAUGGAGUAUGCCACUAGUGGUAACCUGGCUGAAUGCAUGUACCAUCGCUAUCCAACAUUAAUUAAACAGCAGGAAAUACUGUUUUUCUUGUCACAAAUCUUGCUUGGCGUAAACUACAUACACAGUCUUAAUGUGAUUCAUAGGGAUUUAAAAGCAGAGAACAUCCUCUUAACUGGCAAACAUGGAAUUUUGGUGAAAAUAGGUGACUUUGGAAUUUCGAAAAUGUUGGCUUCUGCCAAGAAAACCUCAACAGUGAUUGGGACUCCUUAUUAUUUGGCACCAGAGCUAUGCGAAGGAAAACCUUAUGAUACCAAAAGCGAUGUGUGGGCUCUAGGAUGUUUAUUAUAUGAAAUGUGUACACACAAAAGGCCUUUUGAAUCAGAGACGUUAGUUGGCUUAGUAAAGGCAAUAACAAGCGAAAGCGUACACCCCAUAGACAUGACGAUGUAUCAUCGAGGUGUACAGGAUCUAAUCGACUCCAUGCUAUCAAUUCUACCAACGAAGCGGCCAUCCGUGCAGGAGCUUAUGGGGAGACAGGUUAUUUUGCCUAUGGUGUAUACAGUUUUAUUAGACGCGGGGAAUGAGGAGUUACUUUAUGAAGUUGCUAAGGAGUUCUAAAAUUAUUUAUAUUU